This is a messenger RNA of Pisolithus orientalis, 1886 nucleotides long. Its product is annotated as Mad3/BUB1 homology region 1-domain-containing protein. Gene Ontology annotation, molecular function: protein kinase activity. Gene Ontology annotation, biological process: meiotic sister chromatid cohesion, centromeric; mitotic spindle assembly checkpoint signaling. Lineage: Eukaryota; Fungi; Basidiomycota; Agaricomycetes; Boletales; Pisolithaceae. The coding region runs from base 386 to 1726 and encodes 446 amino acids. The transcript is spliced from 4 exons. The record is from RefSeq and is a predicted model, not a curated record.
CAUUUAUAGUGCAACAAAGUAAGUGCCCAUUUGGAGUGACAUGUUGGAACAACUGGCUGCGACACGGCAAGUUCUGUCUCGAAACACAAACACUGGCCUCAUUCGAGCUUGGCUUGUACCGACAUCGCGGCAUAAUGCGAGUCGGAUCACUGUCACACGGCGUCUUGUGAUUGACGGUGGCGCAAACGACUUUCAGGCCUAUCCUUUAACAGCCAUCGUGCAGCAUACAAAGGUGCUACUACAUAUAAUCGAGUAGUCACCUCACCGGACAACGACCGAGUUGAAGGAGGCGGUGAUAACGGUCACGUGACCACGGAGACAAGACGCGUGAACUUGGAAAUUUGAAGUGUACUUUGUGUUCAAGCUGCAGUCACGAAUCACAGUCAUGGCGGACGUUGAUGAUGUGUUCACACAGGUCCCACCUGUCGUCGACAUCGAAGUAAUAGAAGCAGCGAAGGAAAAUAUACAACCUCUUGCGUCUGGGCGGCGCGUAACAGCGUUGUCUGCUAUCCUAUCCACCCCACACGCGCAGCGCGAUGAACGGCUCCUUUCCGCGCGCAAACGUCACCGACUUAACGUUGAAAUCGCAUUGCAAGACGAAGACGAUGAUCCCCUUGAGGCCUAUGUCCGAUUCGUUAAUUGGAUUUUGGACAACUACCCCCAGGGCCAAAGUGCUGAAUCUGGACUCCUUGAGUUGCUAGAGGAGGCAACUCGAGCACUAAAAGAUAAUCGGGGCGGUAUCUGGAAAGGCGAACUCAAAUACUUGAAGCUCUGGUUGCUUUAUGCCAGCUUUGUGGAGAAACCGAUAUUGAUAUUCAAGUUUUUGCUUGCCAAUGACAUUGGGACAAGUCACGCCGUUCUGUAUGAAGAAUAUGCGGCUGCGCUGGAGAGGGCAGGACGGCGAAACGAGGCGGACGCUAUCUUUCUGUUGGGAAUUGCACGGCAGGCAAGCCCCCUGGAACAUUUGCAAAGCAAACAUGCAGAAUUUCAGAAACGCAUGAUGUCAGGCAUCGCAUUGCCCCCUGCCCAGGAACCGACGGGUACUUCCCGACGCACAGGACUUGGUUUGACUACUUCUUUAUCCUCGUCUGGCUCUCUAGCCAGGGUACACAGGUCAUCUCCGUCCGAUGCUAACGUAUUUGGUUCUGGUCCAUCGCUACCGAGGGCUGCUCCCAAUUCUCGUCUUCAGAUCUUCGUGGACCCGACCGGUUCCGAGCCUCAGGAGGAAACAAGAGCUGCAUUCCCCGAUAUUGGAACUCGUAAAUCCCGCGUCAAAGAGAAUGUCCCCGAGGUGCGAAAAGCAGCCGGAACUACCCUGAAACACACAGGGAGCUCCCGUCGCGUCACCCCCGGUUCCAGCUCAUCUAGUACUUCGAAGAUAAUUCCUUACAAAGACCCUGACCCCGAGGAGAAUAUUGAGUCAGAUGGGAUGCCCCCUCCUCCUAUUCCCACUAGGCUACCACCGAAGACUCCUGCCAGAAGUACGAUCGUGCCAUUCUCAGACCAAGAUCCCCAAGGCGGAGUACUGUCAAGUCCGAUGUUUACUCCGUUCCGGGACGAGCCUGCUACUCCCAGCAUAACGGCGACUAUAGGUGCACCAGAUACCGUGAUGAAGACCAAGGUUGUUGGUGGCAGAGGUCCAUCCGUCUUAUCUGAGGCAGAAGCUCUGAGGAAAGACCCUUUGAAGAAUUAUACGGCUGACGAAUGUUCCCUGGUGGACGACUGAAUUCGUCCCAUUAACGCUGAUGUCCUGGCUCUGGUAUCUUACAUUGCGUAAUUUGUUUUUUCUUUAUCGAAGUCCGUUCCAAGUGAAUUCUCGUCUCGAGCGCUUUGGCUACGACUGUGUAGUAGCACUUCCUAAUGUGGUAUUCUCCUGACUACGCCGC